Molecule: messenger RNA, 3039 nt
Organism: Pyricularia pennisetigena
Lineage: Eukaryota; Fungi; Ascomycota; Sordariomycetes; Magnaporthales; Pyriculariaceae
Exons: 1
Coding region: 1-3039 (1012 amino acids)
Source: RefSeq, a predicted model, not a curated record
AUGAACAGCGCAGACAUGGCCAGAGAUACUCAUAUAGCGGAGAGGCAGUCGCUCUCGACGGAAGAGGAGCCGGAUGUGCCACUCGGGGCCAUGGUCGGCAUAGCGCUUGGGUCAGCAUUUGUGCUCUUCCUGAUUCUCGGCUUCGGCCUCGUCUGGCUUGGAAAGAGAAGGGCUGUGAAGCGCCGCAAUUCUCUCCAGGCCCGGGGACUGGUUUUGGAAGAGGACGUGGACGAGGAACGAGUGGGUAGCCCUAACAAGUUGCGAAAGCGCGACAUGCCCGAGAACAUGCUGAGUGAUCGUUCGCCAUCACCGAUCCACAGAAUACCACUACCAGUCCUUCCACCCAUCACUUCGCGCCGGGCUUCGUUUGUUAACUUUUUCGGGGGUGUGAGUGUCGGGAGUAAAAGGGUAGCUGGUGACGCGGGAGGCAGUCCAAGGAGACGAAACUCGAGCUGGAUAGAUGAGGAUGCCAUCCACGGACCAAAGGUCAAGAUGCACAAGGACACCAGCGGAAAGAAAUGGAUACGGGACUCUUGGCCCCUCAAGACCAUGGUACCGACUUUGCCCAAGCUGCAUCACCACACGGAAAGCCAUCAUAGUCAACAAGGCGAGCAGAUGUUUGUUGAUAACGGCGCGGUGAGGAGCCUACCACAGCCCCCUCGAUCGCACGGGUAUGGAGCGCAACGACAAGAAGGCCAGGACUCCCCCCUACGACUGAAAAACUGCCACGAAGAUGGCAGGCAUGACGGGAAUCACAGACGGCCGUCGACGGCACGAGGGCGACAAUCAUCCACCGACUCGACUCUAUCGCAAAUAUUGGCCCAAACGGAAAUGCGCCUGGAGCAAGGGACCAUUACGGGUGUUGCACGAAGAAACCGGGCGGGUGCAUCGCCGGUCAAGAGGCGGAACACCAGCACAAGUAGGAGCACGGAAAGCAUCGGCAAGCGCGGCCUGCCAGGGGGUGAUGAUGUCCAUGAUCACAGGGGCCAGCACAAAGACGAUCGCAGUCGCACACCAAGUCCGACCAAGUCUGGCAAGUCGCAGCCGUCAACGCCUUGCCAUGCCCACGACAGCAAGGACUCUGUUUCGUCCGUCAUGACAGAGUCAGAGAGCAUGCAUAACCUCGCGGCAUUUGCCGAUGCAGAUGACGCGGAUGCCAUGGCUGGUCUACCCAGGGGUAUCUCGAGCCCUAGCAGGAGUCUAUCCCGUCAAGAAAUUCGAGCUCAGAUGUCCUCUUCGCCCAGCAGCAUUUCAUCAUCGCUGUCUACAGUAUACAGCGAGGAUGAGAGCAGCAGUAAUGACAACAUUACCCAGAUCACCAGUCACCCAUCAACCAGCAUUUCGGACGUGAACCAGAUUACAGCAUCUGACCCUUUCUCCUUGGAUAAUUACACCUCAAAGAUCGGCCAGAAAGCCGCAUGCAGUCCAGAAAAAUUGCGGGUUGGGAACGCAAGAGUGGCUUCUGUUGGGCCGCCCAAGUUGGUGCUUAACCGACCGCCGAGGCUUCCAUCACCAAGCUCCUCGUCGCCUGAUAAGGGCGGUGACGGCAUGCCUCUGUCGAGCAUCUCACCCAACGGAAGCCCUAGACCCAAGAGUACUGGCAGUCAAUCAUCCAAGGGGUUGCCAUUGGAAAACGUCUACGUCACACCAGCACGCCAUAGAACCAGCAUUUUCCCAGCGCCAACGCUUCGGAAAGUGUCGCCAGUGAGCAGUGAUAAAGACGAAGCUGCUACGCCGCCAAAGCCAACUGUAGUGAUCACCAGCCCAAGCACCAUGAACUCCAGGCAGUCAUUGUUCAGCACAAGCAUGUUCAGCGAUAGCGACAUUGACUGCCCUUCAGCCGGCCGUGUUAAAGUUGUUCCACCUCCUCUGGAACUCAGAAUCGAGAAUCUCGACAGGACAUGGUCGCCAACUCUGGGCUUCGAAGAGGAUGACUACGUAUCCAUCGUAACACCCAGUCCCCAGCCCAGCCCCAGCAUUCCCUCUCCAUCACAUAUUACCAGACCCACCGCUGGAGACUUUGCAACCGAGGUGCGUGGACACAGGGGUAACCGGGCCCUCUCCACCGCCUCUUCAAUAUAUUCACAGUAUACAGACGUCGUCAAUCUUGAAAGAGCUGCUUAUCAGUACCAGCCAGCCCAACCACCACUUCCAGAGGUUGUAAGGAUACGAGAGGGGAGUCCAUUCGAGGAGAAGGAUACGGUUAAGGUUACAAAGCGACAUGUUGAGCCAUCACCGCUUAGUUCUUGCAUGCCUACACGAUCAAGCGUUUUGUUGGGUGAGCAAGCUGCCAGCCCGACAGGGGCAAACAAAAAGUUCCUCAUGACGAGUGCCAUUGCAGAGCUGAGGCGUAUGAACAGCCAGGUGAGCGCGUACAGCAACUCAUCAUCGCAGCCAUCGACCGUGGCCAAAAAUGGCCCUGCGAGCCCGACGCUGCCCCAACUCAGGGGUGGCGGCUUUCGCCCAUCGGCAAGACCGGUCGGGUCGAGAAACUACCUGUCGCUGGGAGAAGCUGUGGCCAGCGGUGAAGAAACGGAGGCGGCGCCGCAGAACGCGCAGUCGUCAUCACCACCACAGUCGCCACCCAGCAGUGCAUUAACACCGCGUGGAUGUGCCAUGUCAAUCUGGGGUGGUUGUGAUGAACGGCAGUCGUCUUGUUCGCCGCCAGCCCAACCGUCGCCAGUUGAGGAUACGGACGACCAGCUGAUGCAGCUCAAGAUGCCCAAGCUAGAUUUCGACAGGCUGUCGGGCAGCUUUCGGGCAGCGGUUUCGGGGCGCUUUCUCAACGACCUUGGCAACCUGGAGAAGCGUGGCAGCGGACACGAGGAGAAUGACACACCCUCCAGGUUUCCAGUGGGAUACCAGUGGAACAUGCAUGCAAGGAGUGCGAACAUGGCAGCCAUGGAUGGGGUUGAUGUUAGCCCGGACAGGAGAAGUGUUGAUAGUCUGGGGCUGUAUGACCAGGACGGGUUUCUCAUCGCAUCCCCGGACCGGGCUCGUAUGCCGAUUCCAGGGAGGACUCGAGGGCUGAGGAUAUAA